GGGGUGAGCAGAGUCUGCAUCAAAAGCAAAGGCUGGGGAUGAAAACCAGCAAAAUACCUCUGGAUUGGAGUAGUUUUCGUGGCACGUGCCCGGACGUUUGCACACAGGCUCUGUGUUUCUUCUGCCGCUGUUUCCCAAGGGGUUAAUUAAGCAGCACGUUUUGUCUGGUGGGAUGAAGAUGAAGGUAGCUGAAUAGAGGCAUGUGAGCCCCAGAGAGCCCCGGUCCCACCUCGCCUGGGAUGCUGAGCACCCCAGCCAUGCCUCAGUCCCACCUCAUGUACCAUUUCUUUCUCCAUCUCAUCCUUAUUUUUCCAGCCGACACCUCUCUAGGAUCCCCAAAUGGACCUGAAAGCCCAGGAAGGUUUGCAUGAAAAAAAAGCAGCGAGCUGGCAAUUAUUCCAUGUCAGUCUGCAUAAACCCUCCUGCCUGUGCUGCCAGAUUUUCCUUAAUGUCUCCUUGUUUUUCCAGUUGUGAGUGAUUGCUCAAGGGAUCUCCUGGCAGAGAGGACUCGGGUUCACUCUUCACAUCCCGUUCAUCUCUAAGGCAUAUGCAUGAAAAUAUGGGUGUGGGUCCUCUCCUCUUCAUAAAGACAAAUUAAAUCUGCUCACGCAACACCGGGCGCAGGCGGCAGAGCCGAAGCGUGUGGCUGUUUAAUAUUCAUUGGCCGUAGAAGUAAAAGUUUUCUUUUCUCAAAUAGCUUUGCACAGCACUGUGCUGCUCCGUUUUCCCUAAACCUUAGUGGGAGGCUGGAAUUUAAUGUUUCCUUUGAUUGUCUCCCCAACUUGCACUGGCUUAACCGAGAAGCAGAAGACCCUCGUUGGGUGCAAAACCUGCUGUGAGGACGAUCCUGGCAUUUUAUUUGCAGUUUUCAAUUCUGUAGUCUGCUGCAGUAGAAUGAUGUCUUUGAAGCACCAACAUGGGAACAAGAAAUUUUGCUUUUAUUUUGAAACAGCAUGAGUUUCUAUGGUAGUUGUGCAUCUAUUUGUGUGUUAUGUUUUAAGAGGAAAAAAUAGUUUUCCCUGUAAUAAUUUGGCAGGUAGAGUCAUGGCUCUCUUUGGUGAUUCUUCCUAUUAAUUAAUUCUUCACCAUCUCAGGUACACUUUGGAAGAAAAAAAAUGAGAAUUUGGUCCCAGUUAAGUUCACAAUAAUUAAAUCACCUUGAAAUACGUUUCAGUAAGUUAAACCAGAAAGACCUCAGCCUUUUUCCCUGUUAAGUGGGAAGCCGCAAUAAUACAGGGCAGGCUGGCACGCUCGGGCUCGGGGAAGAUAACAGUGGGAAAGAGAUUGCCCGGCAGCGCACAGAGGCGGUGGGAGCAUCCCUGCAGUGCCGGGGAAACGAGGGACUCGGAUGCAAACGGGCACCUGGACACGUCUGAGCCGGCACGUCCCGAGGCUGUGGCCAAGGGGCUCUGCCAAUGCCCACCCGGGAGCUGGCGCAGGCACCACUGCUGCAGGGCUCCGAGCCGCGUCGCCGGUGUGAACAUAGGGACAUCCAUUAUACAUAACGGGUGUCAAUAAUGCAUGGGAGGAUAAUGUUUCCGUCCUGCUGGAGGACUUUGGUGCAAAAGAGCAGACGGAGCAGUGGUGGUACAGCAUCCCGUGCACGCUGGCGCUGAGACAUGGUGGGACAAGCAGAGCGGCUGGACCGUGCCCACUGAACAUCCCUAGGGCACGUUAAAAUCUAUAGGUGACACAGAGUGUUCCGAGGACCUGGAGGCGGCAGCACCAGUGUGGCUGUACCCGCGCCGGGGUGAACUCACAGUGGGAUUUUGCAGACAGUUCGAUAUCGAGCAGUCAAAGCCUGUUAGCAGGAAGGCUAUUUAAUUCCAUCACAGAAUAUCCCACCUCGUUUGCAUAUUAAUCUCUUUGUUGGGUGCAGCUUUCGCGUUGCAGUCAGGAUGCAGCUGAGCCCGUCUCAUGGAUUAACUGCCAUCACAGUAUUUUCCUUUACAUGGGUGCAUUUACUUUAUGGCCAUAGGGGUAUUUCCUUCUUCCCCGUAGAGGCUCUUGCUGAUUUACCUGUGCCCAUGCCUGAACUAGCUGGGUAUUAUUAGUGAGCCCUGCAUUCCUCCAGUCCCCGCCAGCACGGCACGGCCACUUACAUCAGCACCAACAGUCUAUUCCCUAAAUUAUUCAGAAUUACUGCUAUUGCCUUAUUUCUUCUCCAAAGACAAGCACACUUUGGAGGGUACUAAAAAUAAAUGGUUUUGCGGACAACUGAAUGUAUUUUUUAAAGGAGAUGGCUCCCAUCGCUUUUGCCUGUGCAGAGGAAAGCCUAACCCUGCCUUUGCACACGCUGUUACCGGUGUCACCCAGCCAGGGUAAGGGGCUUGGUGGCACCACAGGGGCUUGGCUUCAAGGAGGAAAUGAGUGGUAGAAGUAACAAAACUCUGAAAAAAAAUCCCAGUUACCCACCUGCAGCCUCUAUCUUCAUACUUUUUUUUUUAAUGAAAAAGAAUUGCAAAAAGCACCCAAGGUCCCGAGUGGAGGGUCCCAAGGACGCCCCAUAAGCACUGGCUGGGGGAUGGCCGGUGGGCUCCUGCCAGACCAGGAGCUCCAGGACCUCCAGCUUGGGAUGCAGUGAUCUUUCCAGUACAGCCUUAAUUUUUAUUUGCUGGAUAAAAUGUCCUGGAUGGAAUUUACUUGGUGUCAAGCUGCGUCCUUGCUGGGUCUGCUCAAACCAGCAUGGGCAUCCCCCCACUGACAGGGUAGUUUUAGCUUCAUCCAGGACAUGUGCUUAUUAUUAGCCUUGUUUCUAAGAAGUGCUUUGUAAGCAGGAGCCCGUAUUGGUUAAUGCCAUGAAACAUUAAUGACUUAGCAGGUGAGCUGCGGUCCUCCCGCAGAGCAGCUCGCAGCUCCCCAGCAGCCAGCGUGGCACAGGAUGAGCCCGGCAGUGCUUUGCUUAGGGGAGGCACAAGCAUUAAAGCCAAACCCAAGUCAUACCUGAAGCCAGCUGAAAAAUAUGAUGAAGAGAAAAGAGGUAUCGCGGCGCUCGGGACCCCCGUGCCAUGAUCACAGCCCGCAAAACCUGGGAUCUGGGAGCCGUACCCUCGGCGAGAGCCGCCUGGAAGACGAAGGACCUUUCCCUGGACGGCUGUGGGCAGGACACACUCAUCACUGGGAGUGGAGUGGGCGCCUCUCCCCAGGUUCCUCUGCUGCCUAAGCUUGUUCACCAUAAAAUCCUCCGCGUGAGCUGGCUGGACGCUGCAAACCCCCACAGGCUCUGCCUGGCUCUCCAGGCCCUGCAGGAGGCGGCAGGUGAGCGGAGGGAGGAGAGCCGGCGCCGGGCCCCAACACCAGCCACGGAGGAGCCACUGGCGUCCCCCCGUGAGCCGGCAGCUGCCAGGCUGGUGCAGGCAGUCUCCACCAUGAACCUGGAGAAAGCAGGAGGGAGGCUCUGCAGUGGGAAACGUGCCAGCCUGCCAGCGGCCCGACCCUUCCCGGUGAUCCAGAAGGUGAUGGCCUCCAUGGCGCAUCUGCAGGAGGAGAAGCUGCGGCUGCAGGAGGAGCUGCUGGGGCUGCAGGAGAAGCUCGCUGCCCGGGAGAAUGACGAGCUCUCCCGCUCUCUCCAGCUGCAAGGCCAGGUUGAAACUCUGAAGGCGAAGCUCCUGGAGCAGGCACAGGAGAUCGGCCGGCUGCGCUCGGAGCUGGGUGGCACGGAUGCGGAGAAGCACCGGGACCUGCUGGCGGCCGAGAACGAGCGCUUGCGGCAGGAGAUGAAGGCGUGCGAGGGGGAGCUGCGGGAGCUGCGGCGGCAGCAGCAGGCACCGUGCCGGGACUGUGCCCACCUCCAGGAGAAUGCCGGGCUGCAGGAGCGGCUGUCCCAGCUGCAGCGGGAGGCGGAGGAGAUGCGGGCCAAGCUGGCGGAGCUGGACCUGGAGGUGCAGCAGAAGACGAACCGCUUGGCCGAGGUGGAGCUGCGGCUCAAGGACUCCCUGGCCGAGAGAGCCGAGGAGGAGGAGCGGCUCAGCCGGCGGCUGCGGGACAGCCAGGAGACCAUCGCCAGCCUCAAGUCCCAGCCCCAGCAGAUAAAGUACAUCAUCAAGACAGUGGAGGUGGAGUCAGCCAAGGCAAAACAAGCCCUGUGCGAGAGCCAGUCCCGAAACCAGUACCUGCAGGAGCAGGUGGGGAUGCAGAGGCAGGUGCUGAAGGAGAUGGAGCAGCAGCUGCAGAGUUCCCAAAAGACGGCGGCUCAGCUCCGAGCUCAGAUCAUGAUGUACGAGGCCGAGCUGGAGCGAGCCCACGGGCAGAUGCUGGAAGAGAUGCAGGCGAUGGAGGAGGAGAAGAACCGCGCCAUCGAAGAGGCGUUUUCCCGUGCCCAAGUGGAGAUGAAGGCGGUGCACGAAAACCUGGCGGGUGUCCGGACCAACCUGCUGACGCUGCAGCCGGCACUGCGCACCCUCACCCACGACUACAACAGCCUGAAGCGUCAGGUCCGCGAUUUCCCCCUGCUCCUCCAGGAGACCCUGCGGAGCGCCAGGGCCGAGAUCGGCCAGGCCAUCGAGGAGGUGCACAGCACCAACCGGGAGCUGCUGCGCAAGUACCGGCGGGAGCUGCAGCUCCGCAAGAAGUGUCACAACGAGCUGGUGCGGCUGAAAGGAAACAUCCGUGUUUUUGGGCGAGUCCGCCCCAUCACAAAGGAGGAUGGCGAGGGCCCGGAGGCGGCCAACGCGGUGACCUUCGACGCCGAUGAUGAUGCCGUCCUGCAUCUCCUGCACAAGGGGAAGCAGGUGUCCUUCGAGCUGGAUAAGGUCUUCCCCCCACAAGCAUCCCAGGAGGAGGUGUUUCAGGAGGUUCAAGCCCUGGUCACCUCCUGCAUCGACGGCUACAACGUCUGCAUCUUCGCCUACGGGCAGACGGGGGCAGGAAAAACCUACACGAUGGAGGGAACAGCAGCCAACCCAGGAAUCAACCAGCGAGCCCUGCAGCUCCUCUUCUCCGAGGUGCGGAGCAAGGCAGCCGACUGGGACUACGCCAUCAGCGUCAGUGCUGCUGAAAUUUACAACGAGGCGCUCAGGGACUUGCUGGGGAAGGAGCCACAGGAGAAGCUGGAGAUCAAGCUGUGCCCCGAUGGCAGUGGGCAGCUCUACGUGCCUGGGCUGACCGAGUUCAGGGUGCAGAGCGUGGAGGACAUCAACAAGGUCUUUGAGUUCGGCCACGUCAACCGGGCAACGGAGUGCACCAACCUGAAUGAGCACAGCUCCCGCUCCCAUGCCCUCCUCAUCGUCACGGUCCGUGGCCUUGACCGCAGCACGGGGCUCCGCACCACAGGGAAGCUGAACCUGGUGGACCUGGCGGGAUCGGAGCGGGUCGGGCGGUCGGGCGCAGAGGGCAGCCGGCUCCGCGAGGCGCAGCACAUCAACAAGUCCCUCUCGGCAUUGGGUGACGUCAUUUACGCCCUGCGCUCCCGGCAAGGCCACGUGCCCUUCCGCAACUCCAAGCUGACCUACCUGCUGCAGGACUCCCUCAGCGGCGACAGCAAGACCCUCAUGAUGGUGCAGGUCUCCCCCGCUGAGAAAAACACCAGCGAGACGCUGUGCUCCUUGAAGUUCGCCGAGAGGGUUCGCUCAGUGGAGCUGGGUCCCGUCUCCCGCAAGGCUGAGCUGGCCUCCUGGCCCAGCCAGGAGCAGCUGGAGGGUGACUCGCCGGGGACCGUGGCACCCUCUGGCCGGGGCCACGCGUCCCCCAGCCCGGGGCAGCUCUCCGGCCGUGCCGCCUCCAUCCGCAGAAAGCUCCAGACCUCAGGGAAGCUGAGGCCAGUCCCCGUGUGACAAGUGCCAGCCCUGGCACCAAACCCACUGCAGGAACCAGCCCCUCAUGGUGCUACCAAGAGCUGGCUGCUGGAAGACAUGAAGGCUUCGGUGCCAUCCCCUUGCCCACCAGGACCCACGACCAGAGGGUGAUGGCACCUCUCGCCAUGAGCAGCACGGGGCUGAGCUCUCCCAGCAGCCAGACCCCUCUCUUAGCGGGGGGGGGCGGUGGUGCUGGGCAGGGAUCUGCCCCCUCAGAUGCUCAGCUCUGACUUAUUUUUGCUGGACAGCUGUUUUUAGCCAGAGCAGGGAGCUGCUGGGUGCUCCCUCCAUCUUUCCAGCUUUAACAACAGUCAAGGUAUCUGUCUGGAGGGGACUUGGAGCCAGGCGAACCCCUGGACAUGUCUCUGCUAUCACCAUGGGGCCAGCCUGGCCACAGCUCCCCCAAGACUGCAUCCAGACUAGCUGCCUGAUGUCUUUCGGAGCAGUGCUUCCUCCAUUUUAAGCCAGAAAAAAAAUCCCAGCAGCUCCUUUCCCCGUAGGUUUCUCAAGCCCUGUUGUUGCAUGAAGGCACACCAGUGCCGUGCAUGAGCCAAGCUGCCAUUCAUCGUGGUGCCAGUGCUGCCAGGGCCCUGCACCAGCUGCCCUGGCACAGAGGGAGAAUGGUCGCAGGGCUGCCUGUGUUACACAGCACCAGGGUGGAUUUAGCAGUCUCAAAUGGAGCUAUUGUAAAGUUAUUUACCAGUUGUCUUGUCAAGAGAGAUCACAGUGUGGUCGAGAUGAAAGUGUUUGAAAUAUUUACCUGUUUACAUGGUCUUGGAAUGGAAAACAAGUUGAAAACAAACAAA
Messenger RNA from Aquila chrysaetos chrysaetos, 6598 nucleotides. RefSeq names its product kinesin family member C3 (gene KIFC3). The transcript has 21 exons. Lineage: Eukaryota; Metazoa; Chordata; Aves; Accipitriformes; Accipitridae. Bases 3009 to 5771 code for a protein of 920 amino acids. Gene Ontology annotation, molecular function: microtubule motor activity; ATP binding; microtubule binding. The record is from RefSeq and is a predicted model, not a curated record. Gene Ontology annotation, biological process: microtubule-based movement.